Molecule: messenger RNA, 2019 nt
Organism: Pangasianodon hypophthalmus (striped catfish)
Lineage: Eukaryota; Metazoa; Chordata; Actinopteri; Siluriformes; Pangasiidae
Gene: mtfr2
Product: mitochondrial fission regulator 2
Exons: 8
Coding region: 264-1349 (361 amino acids)
Biological process (GO): aerobic respiration; mitochondrial fission
Cellular component (GO): mitochondrion
Source: RefSeq, a predicted model, not a curated record
CUAGAUAGGUCGCUGUGAUUGGCUGGAUGCAAAGGUAGCUUUGUAUCGUCCAAUCAGAUGCCUCUUUGCUCGAAACAGCUUUAUUUGAGUUCUCCAGCACAGCAUGUACGCGUGAAAUUGAAAGCCUUGCCGUUUAUUUGAUCCUCCUGCACCACGUGUAGGAAUCCAGCUUUAAUUCAACACUGAUCACUGCAGGAAUCCUGCUGACUCUUCCACUCGGAUCACAGUGAUCUCAGAUCACAGUGAUCAUAGUCAUACUGAUCAUGUCUUUGCUUGAAGACCUCGUCCAUUUGAUGAGAUGUGUCCUGGAAUAUUUUGGGGUUCCCCAAGACAUGCUGGUCCCAGUUUGGGAGAGCACUUUGUGUGGACAAUAUCGCAGCAUCGUCCGCAUGAUUGGAACAAAUCUCCCGCUGACACCUUAUCCUCGGCUCCAUUUCCAGGUUCCUUUACAGCCGCUCAGGAGACACGGUCACAUUGAAGUGUCAGUGGAUGUUCCUGCCAUUCCGUCGCUAGCGGAUGUGUUAUGGGUGGCCGAGGACGAAGGAGACAGCUUCACCAUGUUCAGGAAUUCUGUCCCACUGAGGAAGCAUGGAUGGCUGCAUGGCUCUGAAACUACAGCACCUGUAUGUGUACGGCCUGUUCCUGCAGCCCCGCGUGAACAGAAAUUACACACAGCACAGGCAUCACGCACACAACCAGAGGCCCUCGAGAAGAUCCAAGCACUGGAGGCUGAGUUACUGAAAUUACGAGCUCAGAUUGCGAUGAUCGUCACCACUCCAACAGCGGAUGGUCCCCUACCGAACAAUCCCGCCACUCCAUGUUUAUUUUUUCCUGCUCCUGUUCUUACCUCGACUCCUUUCGCAGCGCCCCCACCUCCUCCACCUCCACCUCCUCCACCCCCUCCUCCGCCUCCUGGGGUCGGCACGGAGCAGGUCUCUGUGAUGGACGUGAUUAGACAGAGGCAGGUAGCAAGGAAGGAUAAAGCUGGAGUGUAUGAGGCCUCACCAGCUGCAGUUCCUUCCAUGCUAGAGGUCCUGAAGGAUAUGAGCCAGGUUAAACUUCGCACUGUGGAGAGGUCUCCAGGAGGGACACCUCUACGGAAAAAGGGGAGUAAGGGGACAGUGUGUGCGACGGAUCCUGCUGCUCUUAUUGCUGAAGCGUUGAAGAGGAAGUUUGCACACAGGCAGCGAAACAACUCGUUUGAUAAGGAGAACCGCUCUGCCGAGCCCUCGCCGUUCAGCAGCCCAGACACACCCCGAGUUCCAGUCUUCACGAGACGCCGUCAGGAGCGAAACCAUUUGUCACCUUUAACCUGCGGGUCAGACAGGAAACAGUGUGAUGUCAAAUAGUCUGCUGAAGGUCCUUUGAAGAUUUUUCUCGCUCUCACUUUCUUUCAGCCCCCGCAGUCUUACGGUACUUUUCUUCCUUAGAAGGACAAAUGAGCUGCCUUUUUAUUCAUCACUUUCGGCUGUGGAUUGAUUUGUUUUUAUACAGUUCUGCAGUUCUUACACUGGCGUUUGAGUGUUAACUGUGAAUAUAAGAGGCCAGAUGGUAACAGUUAUGAGUUUAGGUCAAGCCUAUACCUCAUGGACCUCUCAUAUGCAAUACAUCUAAAUGUUUUUUUAUUGUUUGAUUUUUUUUUUAUUAUUAUAUUUGUGUAUUUGCACUGCUUGGCCUGUCUCUUGGUUUUUCAGAAAAGCAUCAACUACUCCAUGUGAAACACUUGUUUAGUACAAGUAGCUUUUUCACUGUUGUGUGAUUGCUACUUUCAAAAUGUUUGUGUAAAUAUGAAACAAAUUUGCAGUAUCUGUGUGUGUGUAUGUACGAUGUGCAUGUGUGUGGACACAUGGAGGCAAGAAUUAUGUAUUUUAACAAAAUUCAGGAAAGCUAUCUAUUCAUCCAUUUCUCCAUCAUGUUCAUUUGAGUUGUGAUGUACCUUUAACCCAUUUCGUACCGUGUAGCUUUCAGGCCAUGACCUCAUUUUCAAAAUGAACAAAAAGAAAUAAACAAGUUCUCUGA